CGUGGAACGGCAUCCAUUUUGUAUUGGUUCAUCUUCAACGAAGGUUUUGGCGAGAUUUUGAAUACAUGGCUAGCCGAACAAGAGGAGGCCGGUAUAGAAGUCACUCUCCCCCCUUGGCUCAAUGCGACUUGGGACUGGCAAUUCAGCGAGCCCGACGAGGAAGGUGCUGUUCCUACGUCGCUAUCGAGACUGUUGGAGCAACGGAACCUGUUUUCUGCGGAUGAAGUGAUGUCCGAGGAAAUAUCGGAAUUGACUAAAGCAUCUUUUAUGCUUGCAUCCUUCGAUUUAUUCCGACUGCGUUUACCUGAAGACUUCAAUUCCGAUCUCGUUGAAAUGAGAUGGUACAUACAAAAUGAAUGCGGAGCAAUCCCCGAUUCCUGGAUCGCUGACUCCACUGCACCCAUCGGAAAUGAAGAUUUUGCCGGAAAUGUGGAGGCUGAGAAUUCGACUGAAGACGAGGGCUCUUCUCAAGAGAAGACUAGUCGGAAAAGGAAGUACGACGAUUCCGAUGAGUUAGAGAUACUCGUUCAAGGCGACUGGUCAGGAGGUCAAUGGUUCUUGGUUUCUAACGGAACUUUGAUAAUCAAUGGAAAGGAAUUUCCGACCUCGGAUGCUGGUGACGAUCGCUGUGACCGUUGUAAAAAGAGCAAGACAGUUGUAUGUGUUCGGAAAUGGCCGUCCUCUUCUUGCGAGAAGUGCACUUCUUCCAAGUUGAAGUGUUCCUUGUCUUCCGGACUGCGCGGCUCCGUUGAAGUGCGAUACAAGGCUAUGAUAGAGAAAUGCCUCGAAUAUGGCUUUGACGCUCUUGAACAUCGUUUUGUACAAGAGCUUGCCGGACUUGACAGUCCCGUUUCCGCAGCCUCUGUAUUGCCUCCUCCUUCUACUGAAGUUGAGUCUAGUGUUCCAGACAUUGAUCCCGAUGAUGCCGUCGAGGAUCGUCUCUUGCCGGAAGUACUAACUAGACUUCGCGACCCAGCUCGCCUCAGUGCUGAUAAUGGCAGAGCUGGCCCUGGUCCCUCGACUAGGGAAGCUCAGCUUGAAGCGCGCUUGAACGAGCAGCAGGCCGAGAUUAUUAUACUUCGGACUGAACUCAAACGUCUUCAAGAUCAAGAACACCAUCGUCGUGACCGAAAGCGAGCGAGGAAAGAGGCCAAGCGAGGAAAGGGUGAUAGGAAGGGUAAAGGGAAGGCUCGUAAUGAAUACUAUUCUGACGACGAAUGAAGUAAUAAUGUCAUUGAAUCCUGCUUUCUUAAGACCCACUGCCGA
Molecule: messenger RNA, 1266 nt
Organism: Fomitopsis serialis
Lineage: Eukaryota; Fungi; Basidiomycota; Agaricomycetes; Polyporales; Fomitopsidaceae
Exons: 6
Coding region: 229-1221 (330 amino acids)
Source: RefSeq, a predicted model, not a curated record